Molecule: messenger RNA, 1246 nt
Organism: Durio zibethinus
Lineage: Eukaryota; Viridiplantae; Streptophyta; Magnoliopsida; Malvales; Malvaceae
Product: polyadenylate-binding protein 1-like
Molecular function (GO): poly(A) binding
Source: RefSeq, a predicted model, not a curated record
GCCAUUAAUUUGUUUACCAUUCGGAACACGAAAGUGUGAUUCUCCCAAAAAAAUAUCAAAGCCAUACGCCGACGUCCUUAAGUCGUAAGUACCAAUCUCAACUCACCAACAAAUACAAAACCCUAAAUCCCAAAUUUCCCUCAAUUCGACAAAUUCCCCUUUCAAACACCCACAAAAAGAAAGAAUGGAGCGACACCAAGAGCAAGAGCACGAGGUGUACGGAGGGGAGAUCCCUGACGAGGACGGAGAGAUGGACGCUGACUUCGACCUGUCUGGUGGAGCUGAUGAUUACGAAGGCAACGAGCAUGAGCUUGAACAAGAUCCCAAUUCCAAUUCCAAGGAUUUGGAGGACAUGAAAAAGAGGCUUAAGGAGAUCGAGGAAGGCGGGGCUUUACGUGAAAUGCAAGCUAAGGUUGAGAAAGAGAUGGGCGCUGUCCAAGAUUCCUCAAGUGUUUCUGCAACCCAAGUUGAAAAGGAGGAAGUUGAUUCCCGCUCGAUUUAUGUUGGUAAUGUAGACUACUCAUGUUCACCUGAGGAAGUUCAGCAGCAUUUCCAAUCAUGCGGAACAGUGAACAGAGUGACAAUUUUGACAGACAAGUUUGGUCAACCUAAAGGAUUUGCCUACGUUGAAUUUGUUGAAGUUGAUGCAGUUCAAAAUGCUCUACUGUUAAAUGAAUCCGAAUUGCAUGGUCGUCAGUUGAAGGUCUCUGCAAAACGAACAAAUAUUCCUGGAAUGAAACAAUAUCGAGGAAGGCGACCCAACCCAUAUUUCCGCUCCCGAAGGCCUUUCAUGUCUGGUCCUGCUUUCAAUCCUUCAUAUGGUUAUGGGAGGGUUCCAAGGUUUAGGCGGCCGAUGAGAUACAGACCAUAUUAAGAUGGAUCUCAAGUUGUCAGAAGCUGCAAUUUUGAGAAUACCAUUACCUAUAGUUUAUAAUGGUCAUAUUGUUGUCCUAUAAUAUGGAGGGAGAAAGAUGAACUGCAAUUUGCUUGCCAAAAGGCUGGCUGAUUUUCUCAAAUUGUGAGCUUGCAGGAGUGUGAUGGAUCCAUUAAUUUGAGCUUUGCUUAUGCUUUGCUUUGACGGGGUUAGGCAGAGAUGCAAAUGUUGUAGUGAAAUAUUAUUUAAGAAUUCCUGUUCGAAGAUUGAUAAUUUAAUUUUCUCAGCGUGGAUGAGUUUAAAAUGUUGGGGAUUCAUGUUUGCUAAUGUGACCACUUUCGCAUAGAUCAUAAUGCAUAGGAGGUUAGCUUU